Sclerotinia trifoliorum is the source of this 2040-nucleotide messenger RNA. NCBI's taxonomy places the organism in Eukaryota, Fungi, Ascomycota, Leotiomycetes, Helotiales, Sclerotiniaceae. The record is from the annotation of a GenBank genome assembly.
CAGCCUCGUCCACCAGGUCCCUUGUUAGGUACCUUGGGUAAAGACACCUCUCAGCACAACAAUAAUUCAACACAAAUCAAUUUGGAAUUGUAAGAAAUUCGUUCUAACUAAUCGCAUUGGAACGCUCUAUUAUCUCAUCUCAAUUGCUUCAUGCGCAACGUUUCCAUCAAUACAUCCGCGCAAAUACGAAACAUCCCACUUCGCGCUCAAGAGCUACACAAGCUCGAACCUCAAGAUGGCUCAAUACUUUCUUGACCUUUUAUAUACCCUCACAAACUGCAUGAGUUGUUUUCCAGGUUCCCCACAGCUGAAAAUCAACAAUCGCAGUUUCAAAAUUCUGCGGUUGUUGGGUGAGGUAUGCAAUUCCUCUAGGUAUUUAAAAGUCGUGUGUAGCUGAUAUUGCUUCUGCAGGGCGGUUUCUCAUAUGUCUACCUCGUGCAAGAUACCAGCAAUGACAACACAUAUGCGGUGAAGAAGAUAAGAUGUCCAUUUGGACAAGAAUCGGUGGCUCAAGCUAUGAAGGAAGUCGAAGCAUACGCGCUCUUCUCACCACAUCCGAAUAUAAUUCAUAGUGUCGAUUACUGCGUCUCAGCGGAUCGUUCGGAUCCUGGGGCGAAGACCGUGUAUAUCCUACUCCCAUAUUACAGGCGAGGAAAUUUACAAGACAUCAUCAAUGCGAACCUGGUCAACCAUACGAAGUUCCCGGAAAAGAGAUUGAUGGUUUUGUUUUUGGGGGUUUUAAAUGCGUUGAAGGCAAUGCAUCAAUACAAGGUUAAGGGAGGCCCAGGUGGUGCGAGUAGUGCGAAUAAGGCGAAGAAAGUGAGGGCGGAUGCGGCGAGGGCAGAUGAAGAGGCAGAAGAGGAAGUGGAGUCAAGGAGGGGUAGACAAGGAGGAAGAGAAGCCGAUCCGGACAGUGAACAGCAGGAACCACUUAUGGAUGGUGAAGUUACAAUGAGUCAGGAUGGUAUUGCACCAGGAGGAGCUAGGGCAUAUGCGCAUAGAGAUAUCAAACCAGGUAGGCCUUGUGGAGACUAAAUGCGCGAGUAUAUCUAAUGCUAGAGUAGGAAACAUCAUGAUUGAUGACGACGGCGUACAACCCAUUCUCAUGGAUCUCGGAUCCCUAGCUCCCUCACCCACGCCGAUAACCUCCAGAUCACUCGCCCUGGCAGUCCAAGAUCAAGCAGCCGAACAUUCCACCAUGCCCUACCGCGCCCCCGAACUUUUCGAUGUAAAAACCGGCAGUACUAUCGACACCAAAGUCGACAUCUGGUCACUAGGCUGCACAUUAUACGCUUGUCUCGUAGGAAAAUCGCCCUUCGAGAUGCGCAGUGAUGAGACAGGAGGAAGUCUAAGCAUUUGUGUACUGGGCGGCGAUUGGCGCUUCCCGGAUGAAGGAGCCGGUGGAAAAAAGAAGACGACAAAUCAAACGGGGCAAAGUGAAGAUAGUGGUAUUAGCGAAAGUAUUCGCGAGGUGGUGCGGAAAUGCUUGAGGGUCGAACCUAGCGAAAGGCCGGAUGUGGAUGAAUUGAUGGAGAUUGUAAGGGGGGUAAUUGAUGAAUUGCCCGAGGACGGGCCUUCAUGAUUAUGAAUGGGAUAUAGGCGGGAUGAUUUUGGAUGGGGUAGGAUAGGGAGAACUUGAUUCCAUUUGGUUAGGUCUGAUUUCAAUCGGCCAUGUACGAUUUUAUUUUCUUUAUUUUUUUCAUUUGCUACUCCUUAAAGAAAAUAAGGAUGAUCUAAGACAAAGGAUGAAACGAGGCGUUGCGGGAAGGAAGCACUGCUAAGGCUACGGCUACGGCUACCUCGAUUAGCCAGCGAAGAAAAUAAUGAAGAGUUGAGGAGGGUUUCAACUCUCAACUCAUGAGCUUAAAAGCCUACCUAGUUGCUUAAAAGGGCAUGUUUGCUUAUAAUAGAGAUGCGUUUUAGUGAUUUUUACAUGUCUACAUGUCUACCGUAGGCUAGACACAUUUGUUCUUUCUAGCAUAAUCAUCUGUGUUUGUUCCGAUUCUUUUUUCUUCGAUGCUGGUAGUCUGGGAGGAUAUG